GGGAAGGAGCGCCGCGCUAGUUCAAAUGCGCUCUCAAAAUGUAUCUAGAUGUAACGCCCGGCGCUCUCGGACGGGGGGGAAAGCAGCCCUUAUUGCUUGGGGUUCGGACGCGGCUGCCGAUCUGACCCCAUCACGGUGACCUCCGGUGGGGCGGCUGCUGCAGGGCGGAAAAGCGCGGCGCGCGGCGACGCCCCGGCGCCGCAUUCUCCGGAAACAGCCAGGGCGCACGCGCGGCCGGGAGCGGCGCGUUUGAGCGCGACGCCCGGCCCGCGCGCGCUGCGGCACUCGCUAGUGACGCAGAAAGUCUCAUCUUGACCAGCGGUCGCUCGGAUAUAGCCUGCAGCGCUCCGCGCGCGGCGCCGGCGACGCUCCGUCAAAGAUGAAGGUCAAGGGCCACCCCUACGGCCCGCCGGCGGACAUGGACCCGGAGACGGCCAUCUGCAUGCGCAAGAUCUUCGAGGCGCUCGAGGAUGCUAGACUAAGGCUCGACUCCGACACCUCAAAUCUCGAACAUCUAAGGGCAGCAAAACAAAAGGAGCGGAACGAGCUCAUGAAGUCCGGCGUGACCGUGUACGACGGGCCCUUCGAGGUCGACGAGGCCAUGCUGCUCCGACCGGAGUUCGUCGUCCGACACUUACUAACGACGGCCGACAUUCCCGAGCCGGAAACGAUCGACACGACGACAAAGAAGAAGAAGACGACCAAGAAGAAGAAGAAAAAGAAGAAGAAGCGCAAGAAGAAGAAGGAGAAGGACCCGGACGUCCAGGAGAAGGUCAUCGGCUUUCCGGACGGCAAGGAGGGCUGCGAGCUGUUCGUGGGCGAGAAGGCGUCGGCCUACGAACUUAGGGAGAAGGGCGAGGCCACGGGCGACGUGCGCGUCGUACUGGGCAAGAUCACGACGGACGUGGCGACGGAGACCUACGAGAAGACGGGCUACGGGCCCGUCGACGACCUUGAAUGGGACGAAAAGGCGGCGCUCGGCGCCUUACUCUGUAACCUCGCGGCGGACGAGGGCGUGAACAUCCUGAACAAGCCGCCGCCGCCCUUCCCGGCGGGCGAGGCCGUGCAUGACGUGCGACCAACGAGCGCGGAGGCGAUCCGGAUCCUGCAGGAGCUCGACGGGGAGGUAUAGCGGCCCCAAAACGGGAGUCGUGUUCGCGGCGGCGCGGCUCGUGCUUAAGAGAAUUUAGUCGU
This is a messenger RNA of Pelagomonas calceolata, 1194 nucleotides long. The record is from the annotation of a GenBank genome assembly. Lineage: Eukaryota; Pelagophyceae; Pelagomonadales; Pelagomonadaceae.